Molecule: messenger RNA, 2829 nt
Organism: Nilaparvata lugens (brown planthopper)
Lineage: Eukaryota; Metazoa; Arthropoda; Insecta; Hemiptera; Delphacidae
Exons: 4
Coding region: 1894-2829 (311 amino acids)
Source: RefSeq, a predicted model, not a curated record
AAUGACUAUUAUGCCAGCCAGCAACCAAGGAGGGCGCAUAGUGAAUCAGCUGUUGGACUCGACGCGAAAUUUUGAUGAGUCUGCAGAUCAGCGACAGUCUAGGGGGCAUGGGGACAUGGUCUCGUGACAAUGACAUGUAGAACUGGUCUAGGCUCGCCGCUAGCUUUUCGAGCUACCGGUGUCGGGUAGACUUGAAAAAAAAACUCCAAAAAACUGUAAACAACAAUUAAAAAACUACAAACAUCAACAACUACUACCCGACGUGUUUGUCCGCUGCCCUACAAGUGUACUGAAAAUAUGUCAAUUGAAAUUCGAUUACAAGUAGAGACUUGAGAAAUCUUCCAUCCUGUAUCAUAGAUACACAUUGUUAAUGGUGGACUGUGUUAGUGUAUUAGAUUUCUAGUAACAUCUGAAACUUUCAACUUGAAAUGUAUUGUGGAUAGUUCACUUUUUGUUUUGCCUUGAAAAGUAGCCUACAACUACUUUGAGAGGUGAAUGAAUGGAAAGGAUUUUCAAAUUGGUGAGGGUGAAAAUUAAAUGAAAAGACAUUGAAAGUGAGAACAUUCUAUUGGAUCUGAACGCUACAAAAAAAAUGUGAAGGUUUUAGGUGAAUGAUUUUAGUGUGUUAAAAAUGUGUGAGUGUUGAUUUAUGUAUGAUCUACCACAUUAAACUCUAGUCUAUUGAACUGAUGAUAAUACAUGAUUGAAUUAGUAGAGUUGGAACGGAUAUUUGUAUAGUACUUGGUUGCAAAUUAUAAAUCUACGUUUAUCGAACAUGGGUGGCCUUAAAAUGGACUAAGUUUCUACAGUGAUAAGAUUUUGGUGUUUUUGUGUUAGUAGUCAGAUUUCAGGUUUGAAAUAUUUAAUUGUAGGCCUAAAUACAGACUAGUGGUACUCUUGUAUCUACACACACAGACACCAAUCUAAGAACUUGACUGUUAAUUAUCAAAAUCCUCUGACAGCACACUGUUUACUUUGAGAUCUGUACGAAUGCUGUUUAAUUUAUGAUUGCGCGCUGACAGUCAGUUACUCAGAUAAAUUCUUCAGUUACCCUUUACUCUAGUUUGGAGGAGGAUGUUUUUGAGACUGUUUUGUGAAGCGUAUGUUUUCGGAAAUACUAGUAGCAGCUUAUUGUAACCGUCUGUGAUCAAAAUGCACGUAACAAAUUCUAUUUUCUCUUAUUGGUAAUACUUUUAUUGUUAACUGUAAUAAUUUGUUCAUGUGUUGAGAAAUUAUAGCACUGAAACCAUAGUGCUAUCAAUCAAACGCUUAUAAGUGUGUUGAGACUUUUAACAACUGAAUUCAAUCAGGUUAUUUAUCACAUAAGGGACUAUUAUACGCUGAAUUCAACUGUUGAAAGCUGCUGAAAUAAUUUUGUUAACAACAGCUGAAGUGAUUGUUAUAAGUGUAUCAUUUAUCACAAAAAUUCAGCUGAAGUGUACACACUAUUCAGAUUUUUGAGACUGCUGAAACUUACUAUUUUCACAGUUUUUGUUAACUUUAUCUGAGUGGACAUUAUAUGAGAUUAUCGAUCACCUCAUUUUUUGUCACUCCGUGAGUGAAGUGAACAUUGUAAGAGUUAGCGAGACUAUUAGUGGGUUAUUUGUGGUAGUAACACUGUCUGUUACUUUUUGAGUGUAAUUGUAAAACUGUCGAUUGUAACAUUAUUUGUUUCACUAAAUUUUGAGAGUACUGCCGCUUGUCAAUUGUCACAUUUCUUGUAACGUUGAGUAAAAAUUGCUGGAAAACUGUAAGAGUACGUGAAAUCUGUCGAUGGGUUAUUGUCAAUUGUCGCAUUUUCUACAACUUUGAAUUAUAUAAUGGGUUUUGGGAGGAAUCUGCGGCCAUGAUGACAGAAUUCAGCGAAAGAGCGCGUUAGUGGUGUCGUGUUAGAUGUCAUCUUUCUCAAAUAACAGUGGUGGUUCUAGUAGUGGUGCCACCAAUGCACCAUUAAAAGAGGAUAGAAAACAGAGUUUGCAGCCGUGCGACAGAGAUAACCAGCUACCAACUCUGGCAAUCAUCGGACGAAAUGAAAACGAUCAUUCGCGGAAAACGCAGAAUCUGCUUAAGUCCAAGAAGUACGAGACUUUCGAUGAUCCUGCAGAGUCGUCGAGGAGGUGUGAGGUGGGUGAGUCGCAUGUGCCCCCCGAGCCAGCCGCUAAAAAAGAGGUACACUUUGAGUUGCCCCCAUCGUCACGUGACCACAAUGAGGCAUCGGCGGGGUUCAGGAGUCACUACGGCACGCCGUCGCAUCAAGGCAAGGCCUAUCUAGAGACAAACCUAGACUCGAGCUGUGCGAGCGAGAGGCGAUCAAGCACUCCCACCCUCAACGUAGCCGUGUCGUCAUGCAACGAAGUUGGGACUUCGCUGUGGCUCACGAGCGGAAGCGGCGGCAGCGGAAGUGAUUUUACACGCGGCGCGCAGACGUUUGGCGCGCAAAAGUGCGACGCGCAGAAAUGUGACGUUUUUGCGCGCGGCGGUCGGCAAGACUCGCCUCCGCCUGACUAUUGGAACCAGGUCGGCCAACAGGUGCCUUUCAUUGAUAGCAGCGGCGGUAGCGUUAGAAAUUCGCUUCUCAUCAACCAGAGUGCAACUGGGGGUGGCAGCGGCUACCAGAUCCUGGUGGACCGAAGUGCAGUGAACCAACCGCCGGGUUCGGAUUCCACCUCAUUGAACUCGGCACCCUCCUCACCACCUCCCUCCUCCCUUACCCCUCCCACCACCUCCACCUCGUUCAGGGACCAAAGUCGCAAGAAGCGGCCCAAGCUCAGUCGCUUCUAUAGCCAGCAUGAUCCUGACUGUCCGCCCGCAGAAGGCUCUAGUUUAUGA